GCCAUUCAUAAUUUCUCUUUCAUUCUCUCUCUCUCUCUCUCUCUCUCUCUCUCUCUCUCUUCGUUUCUUUCUUCCCCCUUUCUCAGAAUCCAAACCCUAGAAAUCCGUCCUUCGCAAUCUCAUAAAAUUCCCCAACAAAACCCUAGAUUUCCUCACAGAAUUCUUACUUUCCCGAGAUAAAGAGUAACAUCUGACCCCAUUAUCGUGAGUUCGCGCGCAGAUCGCAGAUCCUGUCAAUCUCCGUCGCUUCAAUUUCCUAUCUCCGAUCGGGUUUGGAUUCUGAUAAAUCUCUCCGUAAUUUCAAGGCAUUGGUGAUCUAGCUCUCGUGGCUUGCGCAUGGGUAAGAUUCUGCGAGAAACCUCGAGGCCAUCCUCCAAUUCUGCGUCGCCGUCAUCGUCCUCGGCUCCGUCAACGACAUCGUCGACGUCGAUCACCGAUACGGUGAGGGGUUCGCACCAGUUCAAGAUCACGGGGUAUUCUCGGUCGAAAGGGAUUGGGAUUGGAAAAUACGUAGCCUCGGAUAUUUUCUCGGUGGGAGGGUACGACUGGGCGAUCUAUUUCUACCCUGAUGGGAAGAGCGUAGAGGACAAUGCUACCUACGUGUCUCUAUUCAUUGCGCUCGCUAGCGAGGGGACCGAUGUUAGGGCUCUUUUCGAGUUGACCUUGUUGGAUCAGAGUGGGAAGGAGAGGCACAAGGUGCAUAGCCAUUUUGAGAGGACUCUCGAGAGUGGACCUUACACGUUAAAAUACCGUGGUAGCAUGUGGGGUUACAAGCGAUUUUUUAAGAGAACAGCACUAGAGACAUCAGACUACCUUAAAGACGAUUGCCUUAGUGUUAAUUGUAGUGUUGGUGUUGUAAAGUCACACACAGAGGGCCCUAGAAUAUAUUCGGUCCGAAUUCCACCUUCUAACAUUGGUCAACAAUUUGGGAAGCUACUAGAAAGUGGAAAAGGCAGUGAUGUGAGCUUUGAAGUGAAUGGAGAAAUUUUUUCUGCUCAUAAAUUGGUACUAGCAGCUCGCUCUCCUGUUUUCAGGGCCCAACUUUUUGGUCCUAUGAAAGAUCAGAAUACACAGUGUAUAAAAGUAGAAGACAUGGAGGCUCCAGUUUUCAAGGCGUUGCUUCAUGUUAUAUACUGGGACUCACUACCUGACAUGCAAGAGCUUACUGGGUUGAACUCAAAAUGGGCUACGACCUUGAUGGCUCAGCAUCUGCUAGCAGCAGCUGAUCGCUAUGGCUUAGAGAGACUUAGGCUGAUGUGUGAAGCAAGCCUAUGUGAAGAUGUCGCAAUAAACACUGUUGCUACAACUCUAGCCUUGGCAGAGCAGCAUCAUUGUUUCCAACUGAAAGCAGUCUGUCUGAAAUUCAUUGCAAGGCCUGAAAAUCUUAGAGCUGUGAUGCAAACUGAUGGUUUUGAGUACUUGAAGGAAAGUUGCCCAUCUGUUUUGACUGAGCUUUUGGAGUAUGUAGCUAGAUUUACUGAGCAUUCGGACUUCAUGUUCAAACAUAGGAGUGAAGCAAUACUUGAUGGCAGCGACAUAAAUGGAAGGCGUGUGAAGCAAAGGCUAUAAUGUGAACCCUGAUCAGUUUUCUGUACGACCCUCUGCCCUCGCCUUUGAAAAUUACAGUGAGAACCAUAUAUAGGGGGAGAUUAUAAGCAUUUAUAGGAUUAGAGGCAAUUUUUAAUUUUCUUAGCUUCAUGUCUAGCAGAUGUAAAUGUGGUUUGUUUUGGUACUGCUCUGUCUCGCAUAGGUCUCUGUGAUACGUUUUCUCGUUAAAAACAUUGGUCUGCAAUGAAAGUAUUGAUUUCUGAUGUGUCAUUUUCCUUC
Abrus precatorius (Indian licorice) is the source of this 1827-nucleotide messenger RNA. Its product is annotated as BTB/POZ and MATH domain-containing protein 2-like. The transcript has 4 exons. The record is from RefSeq and is a predicted model, not a curated record. Gene Ontology annotation, molecular function: protein binding. Gene Ontology annotation, biological process: protein ubiquitination. NCBI's taxonomy places the organism in Eukaryota, Viridiplantae, Streptophyta, Magnoliopsida, Fabales, Fabaceae. The coding region runs from base 337 to 1569 and encodes 410 amino acids.